Molecule: messenger RNA, 1421 nt
Organism: Arabidopsis lyrata subsp. lyrata
Lineage: Eukaryota; Viridiplantae; Streptophyta; Magnoliopsida; Brassicales; Brassicaceae
Product: novel plant SNARE 13
Exons: 10
Coding region: 284-1093 (269 amino acids)
Biological process (GO): vesicle fusion
Cellular component (GO): late endosome membrane; ER to Golgi transport vesicle membrane; endoplasmic reticulum membrane
Molecular function (GO): SNARE binding; SNAP receptor activity
Source: RefSeq, a predicted model, not a curated record
UUUUUGUUUUUUUUUCCGGUUCUUCGACGCCCUCUGUUUCUUCUUUCUUUCAUUCUCUCUAAAGUCCUCUUUACCCAGAUUUUAUCUAAAUUUUUUUAUGUUUCUAUUUUUGGAGAUUUAACUUCAGUUUUUGUCAAAUUAGGCUUUUGAUUUAUUUUGGAGAAAUUUAGAUGCAGUGAGAGGAUUUCUGUGUUUUUUUUUUUUUUUUUAACUCUUUAGGGUUCACCGGCUGAGAGAGUAAUUCCGGGUUAAUUCCGUCGGUAUCUAUUUUUUCUCCGGCGACAUGGCUUCCAAUCUUCCUAUGAGCCCUCAAUUAGAGCAGAUCCAUGGCGAAAUCCGUGACCAUUUCCGAGCCCUCGCGAAUGGUUUCCAGAGGUUGGAUAAGAUCAAGGAUUCAACUAGACAAAGCAAACAACUUGAAGAACUUACUGAGAAGAUGAGAGAGUGUAAAAGGUUGGUCAAGGAGUUCGACCGUGAGCUCAAGGAUGAGGAAGCUAGAAAUUCUCCUGAAGUAAAUAAGCAAUUGAACGAUGAGAAACAAUCUAUGAUCAAGGAGCUCAAUUCUUACGUUGCACUAAGAAAAACGUAUAUGAGUACCCUUGGCAACAAGAAAGUUGAGCUUUUCGAUAUGGGAGCUGGAGUUAGUGGCGAACCUACAGCUGAGGAAAAUGUUCAAGUGGCUUCAUCUAUGUCAAACCAGGAGCUUGUUGAUGCUGGAAUGAAAAGAAUGGAUGAGACUGAUCAGGCCAUUGAGCGCUCAAAACAGGUUGUAGAACAAACACUCGAAGUUGGAACUCAAACUGCAGCUAAUUUAAAGGGACAGACGGAUCAAAUGGGACGCGUUGUUAACCACUUGGACACUAUUCAAUUCUCAAUCAAGAAAGCCUCCCAGCUGGUGAAAGAGAUAGGGAGACAGGUGGCUACCGAUAAAUGCAUAAUGGGGUUCCUGUUUCUCAUUGUAUGUGGUGUAGUUGCCAUUAUCAUAGUGAAGAUCGUGAAUCCGAAUAACAAAGACAUUAGGGACAUCCCAGGAUUAGCUCCUCCAGCGCAAUCGAGGAAACUAUUGUACUUGAGGAAUCAAGACUACAUGUGAGAUUAUAAAUCUCUAUUUGUAUAUUUAUUCACGAGGAAUGAGGAAAUUGCAUCUUGAGGUUCGAUAUUUUAUCUUCUUUCCUUUUAAUUUGUUAACACUCCAUUUCAUGGAUGAGAGAGAGGGUUUGGGGCUUGUUGGCAUUGUGUGCUUUGAUAGUUGCAGAGUCUUGGAGAUGUUUAUAUUCUUUUGCUUUUUAACCCAAUUGUUUGAAUCUGGGUUUUGAUUGGAGGGUGUGUAAAUUUUCAGCUUUUGUCUAUUUCUUUUUCUUUUUGUUUUGUAGCAACUCAUCACUUCUUUUGUAUAAAAUUCAGACCAUGUUAUACUCUCU